UAUAGUUCUUAUAAUAAUACCUGAAUUCUUUUCAUAAAUCCGUAUUUGUUGAAUAUUAUAAAUGGUAAUGGACUAAUUCUACGAGUGUUUUAAAAAUAACGCGAGCUUAAGAAUGUACUCUUAAUGUAUAAAAGUCAGUGAUUUUACAUUUUGUCUUUAUUCUGAGCGCAGGUGUAUUGUGUUAAUUUGGCGUGAAGUAUUUUAAAUAAAUGGUGUAAUAGGAUUUGUGAACUUUGUGCUCAAUUAGUGUAAAAUGUCUCGGAGAAACCAAAACAGGAUGUGCGGUCAGCUUUUGAGUCAAUAUGAUUCCCACCUUCUAGACAUUUAUAAGGCUGAAAUGGGUUACGGCGUAGAGCGUUUCUUCCUCCUGGCUUACUGCUUGGCCUGUUGCUGGCCAGGUCUUGGUGCCAAGACAGGACUAAGGAUAGUUAGACAAUGGGCGGAAUUGGACUUUGUAUUUCCCAGUGAAGCUGUGCAGCAGAUUGCUAUGGAAAGACAGUAUUAUAUAAAAGGAAACUCCGUUCCAUUAGACGUAGAUGUUCAGCAUAAGAAAGGUCCAGAAAAGUCCAGAAUAUUCGUAACCAUACCUCGUUUCGAUAUGGGACGUCCAAUAACGUUCGGUACUGUGGAGGAUGAUAGCCGCAUUCGUGCCUAUCCCGACUACUCUUGGCACGACAAUCAGGGCUUCAAUUGUGAUGGAAUGACUUCUGUUUUUCGAGUCGCUAUAGACAAAUGCCAGCGACUGUGGGUAAUGGAUUCAGGGAAGAUAGGGGAUGCGCAGGUUUGUCAACCUCAACUCCUUGCAUUCAACCUUCAUAAUGACCAGCUGAUAUACCGUCACCGUGUAAAUGCGUCAAGCUAUAUUGCCUCAUCACUAUUCAUAACACCUGUAGUGGACAUAAAGGGGCGCGGUCCAAAUGACUGUUCUGACACAUUUGUGUACGUGGCCGACGUGUCUGGCUUCGGAAUUCUGGUCGUUGAUGUUGACAGAGACCGAUCGUGGAGAGUCUCACAUCGUCACUUUUUCCCUUAUCCAUCGCACGGAUCGUUCAGUAUUGACGGUGAGACCUUUGACUUGAUGGACGGGGUAUUUGGCUUCGCGUUAUCCCCUCGUCUAGCAGAUGGAUAUCGAUUCCUCUACUUCCACGCGCUUGCGUCGGUAAAAGAAAAUGUCGUGCGGACCAGUGUGCUUCAGAACGAUUCUUUCAUCCAUGAUUCAAAUGCUGACCCAAACUCUGUUAGCGUAUUUGAAGAAGAAAGACCAAAUCAAUCAGCAGCUGAAGCCAUGAAUAAGGAUGGCAUUUUGUUCUUCGGUUUAAUGGAACCUCCGGGCAUAUGGUGCUGGAAUUCAGCUACAGAAUACUCAACGAGUAAUUUCCAUCAAAUCGCCAUCAAUAGAGAGACACUACAGUUUGCAAGUGGUGUUAAAAUCGUAACUAACAUCAAAGGCGAAGAAGAGCUUUGGGUCUUAACCUCAAGCUUCCAAAGAGUCAUGACCGGAACUUUAAAUUCCGAUAGAGUUAACUUCAGAAUACAUGCUGAGAAGAUCCCAAAUUUAUUACAGAACUCGCCAUGCGUGAUGACCCCAAAGGACCGCGCGGUGGGUCAUCAUGCCAAUCUGAUCACACCAGACAAACCGAGACAUUUUUACAAGUAUGGGGCUGUAGCAUUUCUUUAGAAAUCCAGGCUAUGUCUCAUAAAAUGCGAGAAGAAUUUGUAUUAAAUCUCAACUAGCCAUACCUACUUGCCCAAUAGAGUAUUAAAAUAGCUAUAGCAUUAAUUUAUAAAUACCAUUUAUUUGAAAUAUUAAACUGACUGUUUUAUAA
Pieris napi is the source of this 1826-nucleotide messenger RNA. RefSeq names its product protein yellow-like (gene Y-d). Gene Ontology annotation, cellular component: extracellular region. The transcript is spliced from 7 exons. Lineage: Eukaryota; Metazoa; Arthropoda; Insecta; Lepidoptera; Pieridae. The coding region runs from base 254 to 1678 and encodes 474 amino acids. The record is from RefSeq and is a predicted model, not a curated record.